ACUGAUAGCACCUAUGACCAACCCACGAACAUAUAUAGGAAGUGUGACACUUUUGCGCCAAGCGCAGUUCUCGUUCAAACAGCGGCCGGCAAGCAUUCCAGAGUGAACGCGUGGUCCUUUGCUGGGGACUAUCGGCGCGUAAAUAGUGCAUUGUUUAUUUCGAAACUAAAUGGCCUCACCUAACGCAUAAAAGCCAGCUGUGAUCCCCGCCACACAUUCGGUGUCCUUACCAGUAACGAGCAAAAUGUCGAAAACCACUCCGCUAGUGGUUCGUUUCAAGGACGCAACAUAUGACCUCAGCGAAUUCGCCCACAAACACCCGGGUGGAAUUAACACGUUGAAGGGCCUUCACAACCAGGACAUGCAGGAACGAUUCGCGAAGGCACCCGCUCACUCUAACGCCGCAACGUAUUUGAUGAAGGAGUACAAAAUCUGUGAUAAUAACAAUAACAUUGACAACCACAAAGUGUCCGCCAGCAGUGACAAUGGUCAUUUGAACGGGUUGAUGAAUGGAACCAACGGAACCAUCAGUUUGAAUGGCACCAGCAAUGGCUACCUGCCACAGAACACCGAUGACAGCAUGGAGCACCUCGUUGACUGGAGUAAGCCUAUGCUGACGCAAAUCCCCACUCUAGGCGAACACUAUGUUGAGUGGGUUAACAAACCGGUAGACCGAAAACUGCGGCUCUUCGGGCCCGCCUGGCUAGAAAAUCUAACCAAAACACCGUGGUGGGUUGUGCCAGCAUUUUGGAUACCAUCCAUUCUGUACCUUAUUCAUCUGGGAGUGCAACGCCAAUUGUCAAAACCCGUCGAAGACCUCACGCUGAGAGAUCACCUCUCUCCUGUAGUUAUAGGUUGCCUUUGCUUUGGGGUUUCAAUCUGGACCCUGCUGGAGUACACUUUGCAUCGUUGGGUGUUUCAUCUGGACCCGAAGAAUAAUUGGAUGCUCCAUACAUUCCAUUUUCUGAUUCACGGACUGCACCACAAAGUACCUUUCGAUCCGUACCGAUUAGUAUUUCCGCCGGUUCCGGCCAUACUGUUAGCUAGUUUUUUCUAUCAGCCUGUGAGACUUUUAUUGCCCCACCCGCUUCUGAUGUUAUCUGGUGGACUUAUAGGUUACCUUGGCUAUGACAUGAUCCAUUACUACAUUCACUACGGCAGCCCCAAUGGUGGCCACCUGUAUUAUAUGAAGCGUUAUCACUACCAGCACCAUUUUGUCCAUCAUGAACUAGGGUUCGGAAUCAGCAGCGCUAUAUGGGACAAUGUUUUUGGAACAACAAUUCUGUUGCGUAAAUUGAAAUAUUUGCUGAAAUGGUAAAACGUUGAUUGCACUUGUUCUAGAACAAGAAGAGGACCAAAAAUUCUAGAAAUAAAUAAAAAAAAACAUUCCUAUAAACAACGGUUUAUUCGAUACUGCUUUUUGGAUUUAAGUACACAUUUACUCUAUAAGUACCAUAGUAAGAU
This is a messenger RNA of Wyeomyia smithii (pitcher-plant mosquito), 1464 nucleotides long. RefSeq lists its product as uncharacterized. The transcript is spliced from 5 exons. Gene Ontology annotation, molecular function: fatty acid 2-hydroxylase activity; iron ion binding. Bases 245 to 1318 code for a protein of 357 amino acids. Gene Ontology annotation, cellular component: membrane; endoplasmic reticulum. NCBI's taxonomy places the organism in Eukaryota, Metazoa, Arthropoda, Insecta, Diptera, Culicidae. Gene Ontology annotation, biological process: lipid biosynthetic process; fatty acid metabolic process. The record is from RefSeq and is a predicted model, not a curated record.